CUCCCUCUCUGGUUUUUUUUUCCCCCUUUCUCCUUUUAUGCCCUCUCUUUUACCGAGAGCUGGGCCAACAGCCAUUCCUCUCUUUUUCUGGCACGUUUGCUGGCUCUGCUCUCACCAACCUCGGGAACCGGGUUAUCCGAUGGGCCGCUUUGAAGGGAAGAACAUCUGACUAUGGGCAAAGAGUCUCCCCGGAUGAAAUCCCGGGGGAGGCGGCUGGUGCAGAAGCCCAGGGAGGAAGCCGGCUUGAUGCUGGAGCCUCAGCUUUCGACAAUGCCGCAUUGACAUUUGGGCAGGAGGGGUCCACCGCCAGCGGCCUCCCUCGUGUGUGGGUCGCUGUGGGGGAGAUGGCCAAGGCAGGUCCGCCAAGAGGGAAGAUGUGGGGCCGAAGAAAUGCG
Thamnophis sirtalis is the source of this 395-nucleotide messenger RNA. The record is from RefSeq and is a predicted model, not a curated record. Lineage: Eukaryota; Metazoa; Chordata; Lepidosauria; Squamata; Natricidae.